CCCUCAUUAUAGCUCUCUCGCUCUCUCUCUCUGUGUUUUCCUUUAGCAAAAAAUCUCACUUUCUUCUACACCUAAAACUCUCUCUCUUCCUCACCUACCUUAUAAAUCAGAUCAAACCCUAAUCUACUCUUACUUUCUCUCUCACUAAACAAAGCUUUCUCUUUCUUUCUCUCUGUCUUGUGAGUGCAAGGUUUUUGAUGAGGAGAAAUUGGUGUUUUUGAUUGAUCCAUGGAGAGAAAAGAGGGUGUAAAGAUGGAAGAUGUAUUGGGAAGCUCAUCAUUUUCUGAUUAUAUAGCGAAUAGUUUCCCAUUACAAAGUAUAUUUGAUUUGAGUAGUGAAGGAGAGACGAUCCCAUUAGGGUUUAUGGAGUUGCUGGGUGUUCAGGACUUGAGUCCUCCUUUGUUUGAUAUGGCAAAGCAGGUUCCAUCUCUCGUAACCCAAGCCAUGAAUCAUUCUUCCACGAAGAUCGAGUCUCCUGAGGUUUUUAAUCAGCCUGCUACUCCCAACUCUUCCUCGAUUUCAUCAGCAUCAAGUGAGGCUGUCAAUGAUGUGCCUGUUAAAGUAGAUGACCAAGAAGAAGACCAGCAAAAAACCAAGCAACAGUUGAAACUCAAGAAGACAAAUCAGAAGAGACAGAGAGAGCCGAGAUUCGCGUUCAUGACGAAGAGCGAGGUUGAUCAUUUGGAAGAUGGGUACAGAUGGAGAAAGUACGGCCAAAAAGCUGUAAAAAACAGCCCGUUUCCUAGGAGUUAUUAUCGUUGCACCAGCACCUCAUGUAAUGUGAAGAAAAGAGUUGAGAGAUCUUUCAGUGAUCCGAGCAUUGUGGUAACCACUUACGAAGGCCAACACACUCACCCCAGCCCAGUCAUGCCUCGACCAAUUAUUGGUAGUGCUCAUCUGAGUUCAGGCAUUUCUACCGGAGCCCAAGCAACCUUUGGCAUGCCAAUGCAAAGGGCUUCAUCUCACUAUCAGCAGCAUCAACAGCCAUUUUCCAAUAGCUUGUCUCCUUUGAACUUCGGCUACAAUGGUUCUAUUAACGCAAGUUUUAUUCAUGAGAGGCGUUUUUGCACCCCAGAGCCGUCUUUGUUUAAAGACCAUGGCCUGCUUCAGGACAUUAUACCGUCCCAUAUGAUGAAAGAAGAGUAGGUUAGAACACCCAUUACCGCUAUAUGUAAUUCUCUCACAGACUUGGGUGAAAGGAGGUGUCGAUGAAAAAGGAAAAUGAUCAGUUAAUUGCUGGUAUGUAAUUUUCAUGCUGACAGGUGGCGAUUUUUCUUGUACAAGGAACCCGCUGCUAUUUUAUACAAACCUUGAAGAAUAUUAAUGUUACAGUGUUGGUUUUACUUUUUGAUCCAAUGCAGGAAUUUAGUUUCUUAUUUGGGGCUGGUUUUGUCAUUUUUGCCUCAUUUGGUGGUUCUUGAUAUGUAGAGAUUAUACACCACGGAAAUUUGGUUCUUUCUUCUUUAAUUCUUCUGACAACUCGUUUGUCCUAUUUCUUUGUUUUUGUUUUCAAGGAAUGUGCAUCGAUUCCCAUUGAAAGUACUACAGUUGAGAUUUUGAGGGCUAGGGUUUCUUCAGAGAACAAUUAAUGUGGAAGCUAGAAAAGCUUUCUAGUUGUCUGGGAAUCGACGAAAUCCAAAUUUUUCGUAGCAGUGAUGAGGCCUGCAAAUUGUAAGAAUUUGGUGCGAAAGAAAAUUUAUGUGCUGUAUCUGUAUAUGCUUGAUGGAACAAUAACUCGACUAGACCUCUUUUUUGCAUGAGUUACAUAAAUAACUCCAAUUUUCUUGCGUCUAUCUCAUAGAUUUGGUUCAUUGAAUGGUGGGGUGGGUAUUCAAUUUAUUGUAUGAGAGAUGAAAAC
Messenger RNA from Durio zibethinus, 1858 nucleotides. RefSeq names its product WRKY transcription factor 68-like. Gene Ontology annotation, biological process: regulation of DNA-templated transcription. Gene Ontology annotation, molecular function: DNA-binding transcription factor activity; sequence-specific DNA binding. The record is from RefSeq and is a predicted model, not a curated record. NCBI's taxonomy places the organism in Eukaryota, Viridiplantae, Streptophyta, Magnoliopsida, Malvales, Malvaceae.